CAUGUGCUCUUUCACUGCCACUCUGCCACUCUGCCACACCCAGUUUCUGGAUUUUUGCAUUUUUGCUGCUCCUUCUUCCCAACAGACCAAAAUUUCAAAAACCCAAAUCUGUUCUGGUUGGCUGUAGAGAAGAUCUCGAUUCGCAGAUGCCCUCUUCUUGUUUAUUCAAGCUUGUUAUCUUUCUCUGCUCAUUGGGUUUUGGUUUGGGAGCAGACCCUUAUGUGUUCUAUGACUGGACUGUCUCCUACAUCACUGCCUCCCCGCUUGGGGUUAAGCAACAGGUUAUUGGGAUUAACGGGCAGUUUCCAGGACCAAUUCUUAAUGUUACUACAAACUGGAAUGUUGUUAUCAAUGUGAAAAAUAACUUGGAUGAGCCGUUGCUUCUCACUUGGAAUGGUAUACAAAAUCGAAAAAACUCUUGGCAAGAUGGUGUAUCAGGGACUAAUUGUCCAAUUCAUGCUGGAUGGAAUUGGACAUACGAAUUUCAGGUUAAAGAUCAGAUAGGAAGUUUCUUUUACUUCCCUUCCCUAAACUUCCAGAGAGCAUCAGGUGGAUAUGGUGGAAUCACCAUAAACAACCGAAAUGUUAUUCCACUACCUUUCACUGUUCCAGAUGGAGAUAUUACCCUCUUUAUUACUGAUUGGUAUACAAAGAGUCAUAAGGACCUUAGGAAAGAUGUUGAAAGUGGUACUAGCCUUGGAAUUCCUGACGGUGUCCUCAUCAAUGGAAUAGGUCCCUUUCGAUUUGAUCAGGGACCUAUUGCAGGAGGCAAUUCUUUCCUGACAGUAAAUGUUGAACCAGGAAAAACAUACCGCUUCCGUGUGCACAAUGUUGGUAUCGCAACUAGCUUGAAUUUCAGAAUACAAAAUCAUAACUUGCUUCUAGUGGAGACUGAAGGAUCAUACACAGUUCAGCAGAAUUAUGCGAAUAUGGAUAUUCAUGUCGGUCAGUCAUUUUCAUUCUUGGUUACAAUGGAUCAAAAUGCCACAAGUGAUUACUAUAUUGUUGCCAGCCCCCGUUUUGUCAAUUCAUCUUCAUGGGCUAAAGCUACUGGAGUUGCCAUCUUGCACUACUCCAAUUCUCAAGGACCUGCAUCAGGUCCUCUCCCUGAUCCUCCUAAUGAUUACGACACAUAUUACUCAAUGAAUCAAGCAAGAUCCAUAAGGUGGAAUGUUUCUGCUGGUGCUGCUCGUCCAAACCCACAAGGAUCUUUUAAAUAUGGUGAAAUCACUGUCACAGAUGUCUAUGUUAUCCUCAAUAGACCUGCAGAACUUAUAAAUGGGAAGUGGCGCACUACCCUCAAUGGUAUUUCAUAUAUACCACCUUCAACACCCCUUAAGCUUGCCCAACAGUUCAACAUUUCGGGGGUUUAUAAGCUUGAUUUCCCGAAUAAACUGAUGAACAGACCUGCCAAAGUAGACACAUCUCUGAUUAAUGGUACUUUCAAAGGUUUCAUGGAAGUCAUCUUUCAGAACAAUGACACCACUGUUCAGAAUUACCAUUUGGAUGGCUAUGCAUUUUUCAUUGUCGGCAUGGAUGUUGGAGUCUGGACAGAGAAUAGCAGAAGCACUUACAACAAAUGGGAUGGCGUUGCUCGCUCUACUACACAGGUCUUCCCUGGAUCUUGGACAGCCAUAUUGGUUGUUCUUGACAAUGCCGGAAUUUGGAACCUUCGUGCACAGAAUCUUGACUCCUGGUAUCUAGGCCAAGAAGUUUAUGUCAGUGUUGUGAAUCCCGAGUUUGAUGGAGAUGAAAAAUCUUUGCCUGACAAUACCAUAUAUUGUGGACUACUUUCCUCUUUACAGAAAGACCAGACUCAGAGAGGAGUCAAGUUCUCUAGUGCACCAUCAAUCACCCGUUCGAGCACAACAAUUUUGCUUAUGUUAAUCAUAGCAUGUGCGGCUUUCAUUCGGUAAUCAAGUUACUAUCAGCUAUAAGCAAAGCAAGCACUGCGAUGCUUUCUACCGAACUGGUAUCGAACGCGCAAAUGUAGUUCAAGGGGAUGGUAGAAAUGCAAAACGUAUUGAGACGAGAGUAGGACGUUUGAUACCACCCAUUUAGCAAUAUAGUUGUAAUAUGAACCAUGUAUUGUCAUAUUACAUUGCAAACUAUUUGUAAUUGUAAUUUCAAUUUCCAAAUGCAAGCCGCUUGUAGUCGA
Pyrus x bretschneideri (Chinese white pear) is the source of this 2158-nucleotide messenger RNA. RefSeq names its product monocopper oxidase-like protein SKU5. Bases 147 to 1916 code for a protein of 589 amino acids. The transcript has 9 exons. Lineage: Eukaryota; Viridiplantae; Streptophyta; Magnoliopsida; Rosales; Rosaceae. Gene Ontology annotation, molecular function: oxidoreductase activity; copper ion binding. The record is from RefSeq and is a predicted model, not a curated record.